Messenger RNA from Triplophysa rosa, 1499 nucleotides. RefSeq names its product XIAP associated factor 1 (gene xaf1). Bases 232 to 1002 code for a protein of 256 amino acids. The record is from RefSeq and is a predicted model, not a curated record. The transcript is spliced from 10 exons. Gene Ontology annotation, molecular function: zinc ion binding. Lineage: Eukaryota; Metazoa; Chordata; Actinopteri; Cypriniformes; Nemacheilidae.
UAGGAUAUUUCCCACCUCAACCCGGAAAUCACUUCUGGAACGGCACUGUUUUAAUUCGUUAUAUCCCGGUUUGAGGUGAUUCCGAGGAGUGUGGAACGCACCAUGCCUUACCAUGCAAAGACCAUUCACAACAAUGCAUCUUGAUGAAGUUACUGUUGUAGAACCAUAUCAAAACCAAAGUAGGAUUUUCUGGACCCAAACCAGCAAGAUAUCACACUCUCCUGUAUAACUAUGGAUACAGAAGAAAUGGUUUUAUGUACUCACUGCAAUAAAGAAGUGGCCAAAGCAAACUUUGACGUGCAUGAACCGCACUGUCAGAGGUUUCUGUGUCUGUGCCCUGACUGCGAUGAAACCAUCCCUCGAGAUCAACUGGAGGACCACAAAGCUGAACAACACGCAGAGGUGAAAUGCCAGAAAUGCAAUAAAAAGACGGAACGAAGGCAUCUGUUGGACCACAAGACUGACGAGUGCCCAGAGCGGCUUCAGAGCUGUGAGUAUUGUGAGCUUGAGCUUCCUCUGAGUGCUUUACUGAAGCACAGUUUGUCCUGCGGGAGUCGCACAACACCCUGCUCUGACUGUGGACGCUACGUCCAAUUUCAACACCAGCGUCUACAUGCUCUGGAGUGCUCUAACGGCCCACUAACAGUGAAGAACCCUAGACCUGAAGAUGAUGAAACUGUUGAGCAGCUCAUCUCAACGUGUUGGAGUUGUCUGAAGUCCAUUCCUUCCAAGAAUCUAGAGCAGCAUAAGAUGUACUGCAAACCGUUUGUGAGAAACACGGAUGCUGAUCUUUACGAAGACUUAGAACCUAGAAAUAUGAGUUCUCCAGACACUCCAGAUGUCUCCUUCAAGUUUCAGGAGGCAAAGAGAUUCAGCAACAUGGAAAGAGACCUAGAUGAAAUAAGCACCUGUAAUUUCUGUCAUCUGGCACUUCCCGUAAAGACUCUGGAAUGGCAUGAGAAAAAAUGUGAAUUGCAUAAACAUCUGAGCCUGUCCCAGUGAUGACCAGUGCAAGCAGAGCUAUGUAUGGUUGUUGGCAACAACUCUCAGCGAUCACAAAUAAUGGGAUUUCAUCAACAUCACAAAUAAUACACAUUACACAAUAAUAUAGAAUUAUUAAAUAUACUAGAAUUAGUACAUCUAAUCAAAAUAUAGAGUUCUUGUUAAAGGUAAUUGGUUAAAGGUAAAAAUUUGAUUAUAUAAUUUAGGUAAAAAACAUUUUUAUGUGCAAUAUGUGUAUAUACAAUCUAUUGUCUAACCUAGGGUGAUUUUCUUUGUAUUUUUGUAGUAUUUAGGCGGUUACUGCAUGUUAAAUCUGGACAAACUUCAGUUAUGACCUAGUAGCACAUCACAAUAAAGAAGACUUCAAAUAAGUACUUGUUGCAGGUGCAUAAACAUAGACUUGAAACAUAUGGACUAAAUAUAAGCAAUUUCUCUCUACGUCACAAUUGAAAUACUACAUUAUGAAUUACACUAAAAUAUUAUGGUAUGAAAUACCU